Molecule: messenger RNA, 1356 nt
Organism: Megalops cyprinoides (Indo-Pacific tarpon)
Lineage: Eukaryota; Metazoa; Chordata; Actinopteri; Elopiformes; Megalopidae
Gene: zfand3
Product: zinc finger, AN1-type domain 3
Exons: 6
Coding region: 267-956 (229 amino acids)
Molecular function (GO): DNA binding; zinc ion binding
Source: RefSeq, a predicted model, not a curated record
UACAGCUGAUCGGCCUUGGCUCCCGGUGCGGACCCUCGGACUGUCCGCGGCCGUUUUCACGUAGAAUUUGUAUUGUAUAAGUCAUCUUGACUGUGGUGGCCACUCGUGUCGGCAAAGUAGGCCAGCUUCCUUGAUUAUUCGAACCGAGGAGUACCUAGGGAAGGUAUUUUUUCUGCCCACAGCUUGGCAAGGAACCUCCUCGUAGCGAAUAGGCCGCUAGUCCAUCCCCGGUCUCACCUGUUUGGAGCUACCGAUUCAUUGGAGCUAUGGGGGACACAGGCAGUGAACGCAGCAAGCCGCCCAGCAUACCGCCCCGCUGUCCAUGUGGAUUCUGGGGGUCCAGCAAAACCAUGAACCUCUGCUCCAAAUGUUUUGCUGACAUUCAGAAGAAGCAGCCAGAUGAGGACUGUGCCCCAGAGCCCACCCCAAGCACUAGCAGCAGCCAAUCAGCAGUCUUCUGUAGCGAUAUGAGCAGCAGCAGUAGCCAAUCCCUGUCGUCGGCGCCUGUCAGUUCUGAUGAGCCAUCGCCUAAAGAUGUGGGAGCCACUUGUCCCCCUGCCCCCCAGGGAGUUCCCAGCACUGACACAGCCCAAGGCACGCUAUCCACACCCACAAAACGGCCCUGCGACUCAGCCUCGGGGUCGGAGAGCGAGGCGUCACCGGAGAAGCGGGCGAGAGCUGAUGAUGUCACGGUGGCGGAGGAGUGCCGCGGGGCGUCCAAGCAAAAGAGCCGCCGGCGCUGCCACCGCUGCCAAACCAAGCUGGAGCUCGUACAGCAAGAGCUGGGCUCCUGCCGCUGUGGUUACGUGUUCUGCAUGCUGCACCGCCUGCCGGAGCAGCACGAUUGCCUGUUCGACCACCUGGGGCGUGGCCGCGAGGAGGCCGUGCUCAAGAUGGUCAAGCUGGACCGCAAGGUGGGCCGGUCGUGCCAGCGCAUCGGAGAGGAGUGCUCCUGAGCGCCCGCCCGCCGCCCGCGCCCGGGCACCCCCCUCCCACGCCCGGGCACCCCUCGUGAGAGGGAAAGGAGAGAGAUGGAGAGAAGAGGUGGAGGAGAUAGAAGCCCAUACCACUCCCGAGAUCCCAGGCAAACCUCAGUACAACUCUGACCCCCCCCCUAGCAAACUGCUACUCCCACCAAGCACAGCAGUGUAAAGCAGCUCAGUCCCCCACACAGACCUGAGCCCCAGAGCCCCCCUUCCAACACUCAGCCUUAAGUUUCCCUGUCUUCUGCAGGUUCUCAGAACGAGGUCACUGAGAGGAGGACUCUCCCAUCCUCGUGACCUCCCCUCAGGUUGUGGGAGAGGGGGCUGGGGCAUUGACAGCCUCUCCCCCCCCCACCAGACCCCUCCCCUUCUC